Fusarium oxysporum Fo47 is the source of this 489-nucleotide messenger RNA. RefSeq lists its product as uncharacterized. The record is from RefSeq and is a predicted model, not a curated record. The coding region runs from base 66 to 347 and encodes 93 amino acids. Lineage: Eukaryota; Fungi; Ascomycota; Sordariomycetes; Hypocreales; Nectriaceae. The transcript has a single exon.
AUUUAAUAUCACUCAUACAAAUAAAAGCGUCUCCUUCUUUUCAAAGUCAAUUCGUCUGUCGCAAAAUGGACACCACAAGCGACGCUGCCUCUGUCCUCUCAGGCUCAACCGUCUUCUCCAAAGAAGCCCAGGACCAUGUCUCACCGACAAAAGCCGACACGGAGAUGUCUACAAACGAAGCCGCAAAGCACCGCAAGAGUAUGCGACAGCGAGUUCGCAAUGUCGUAGCCGACCUCGGACGUCCUCCGACUGCGAGAGAUGAUGCCAAGAGCGGAAAUGUCACGCAAAAGCAUGUGGAUGUUGGGCCUGCGGCCGGGACGGUCCUCAUGGGCUCUGCCACCGUCUAAUGCAAAACCAUCGAAUAUUUGAGGCUGGGAAUUUAAUGGGAUGUAUGGAAUGGAUCAACGUUUUGGAUGGCUGGAUCAGAUACCUUUUACUGUACGAGUUAUGGCGUUGGAAAUGAGUUAAAUUGGAUUUCAAGUAUUGACC